AUGGCCUUGGGAGGUGCAUCGAAGAUGAACACGCUUCGCGAAUACGUGAAGGUUGGCCUCAAAAAGGUGGCCACCGAUAACGGGUUCAGCGAGGGCAAAUAUCGGAUCGCGUUCGAAAACUGGUCCAACCGGGGCGACGGAUUUAUGGGCAAUAUGUUCCCCGCGUUGAUCCGUCAAGAUGGCGUCGAGGAUCUAAAGGUGCUGGUGAAGGAUAUGCCGAAAACCGUGCCCCGUCGAAAGCAUGCCAUCGGGAUGUUCGAGCGGGAAGCUUUGAUGUUUAAUAAUGUUCUGCCGGCGUGGAAAACGUUUCAGGCCGAAAGAGGACUGUUCGAAAAGGCUGGUUUCUGGCAUGCUCCCGAGUGUUACUAUGCGCACUGCGACCCAGACAAACUGGAGGGUGUGAUCAUAAUGGAAGAUUUGCGGGAGACAAACUUCCGCAUGUUGAAUAAACUGCAAGCGGUGAACGAGGAUCACGUUCGGCUGCUGAUGGAGAAGCUGGGGAAAAUGCAUGCCCUUUCGUUUGCGAUGAGAGAUCAGGCACCGGAACAGUUUGAGACUUUUAAAAAACUGAUCGACCCCAGUAAGGUGCUGAUUGCCAAAGAUAAGAAUAGAAGCACCGAAAAAAUAUUUGCGGAAAUGUUCGAUCGGGCAAUUCAGUGUCUGGAUAGCCAGGCGGAUGCGGACGUGAUCAAACGGAUGAAAAAAUUGGAAGGAAAAUUAAUCGAACAGUAUCUUGAAUGCGUGGACGCUUCCAAGGUAGAUCCGUAUGCGGCCGUCACCCACGGGGACUGCUCGGGCACCAAUGUGAUGUACAGUUACAUAGGAAAUGAUCCAAAACCAACGAACAUCCGGCUGAUCGAUUGGCAAUUGAGUCGCUACGUGUCACCGGUUCUGGACCUGUCCCAGUUUAUGUUCAUUAGCACCAACGCGGAACUGCGCGGUGUUAAAUACGAACCGCUGAUCCGUGCCCAUUAUCAGUCGCUGUGCGCUUAUCUGAAGCGAUUGGGCAGUAACCCGGAGCGUCUGUAUCCCGCCGAUAUCUACCAAGGACAGUGGAACAAGUACGGCCGGUUCGGCAUGAUCAUGGGAUUGAUUCAGGUGCCGAUGAUGUGCACGUCACCGGAGGAUUUGCCCGACAUGGACGAGUUCAUCGAGAAGGCGGAUGCCGGCGACGCGGACGUUAGCUUUCAGUUCGCCGCCAAGGGCGAAUCGCUGAAGCUGUAUCAGAGCCGGAUACGCGGAAUGCUUCGCGAUGCUGCCAGGUUUGGGUAUCUGAACGAUUAG
Molecule: messenger RNA, 1284 nt
Organism: Sabethes cyaneus
Lineage: Eukaryota; Metazoa; Arthropoda; Insecta; Diptera; Culicidae
Exons: 2
Coding region: 1-1284 (427 amino acids)
Source: RefSeq, a predicted model, not a curated record